Messenger RNA from Sesamum indicum (sesame), 1824 nucleotides. Its product is annotated as trans-cinnamate 4-monooxygenase. Gene Ontology annotation, molecular function: heme binding; trans-cinnamate 4-monooxygenase activity; iron ion binding. The record is from RefSeq and is a predicted model, not a curated record. Lineage: Eukaryota; Viridiplantae; Streptophyta; Magnoliopsida; Lamiales; Pedaliaceae. Gene Ontology annotation, biological process: lignin metabolic process.
CACCCUCACCAUACCUAACAGCUGUCCUCACUCUAUAAAUCCCGGCAUACCUUUCACCAGCUUUAAAACAGCUCCAUCUUCCUCUGCCGCUCCACCGCCAACAUCUCCAGCUGAAACACCUCUCCGACCAUGGAUCUUCUACUCCUUGAGAAGACCCUUCUCGGCCUCUUCUUCGCCAUUGUCGUUGCCACCGUGGUCUCCAAGCUACGAGGCAAAAAACUCAAGCUUCCUCCGGGGCCUAUCCCCGUUCCAAUCUUCGGAAACUGGCUCCAGGUGGGUGAUGACUUGAACCACCGCAAUCUCAGCGACUACGCCAAGAAAUUCGGAAACAUUUUUCUGCUCCGCAUGGGGCAGCGCAAUCUCGUCGUCGUCUCCUCGCCGGACCUCGCCAAGGAAGUUCUCCACACGCAGGGUGUGGAAUUCGGAUCCCGGACCCGGAACGUGGUCUUCGAUAUUUUCACCGGAAAAGGUCAGGAUAUGGUUUUCACGGUGUACGGCGAGCACUGGCGGAAGAUGCGGCGGAUCAUGACGGUGCCCUUCUUCACCAACAAGGUGGUGCAGCAAUACCGCCACGGAUGGGAAGCGGAGGCCGCCGCUGUGGUUGAAGAUGUGAAGAAGAAUCCGGAGGCUGCGACAAGUGGGAUUGUCCUGAGGAGGCGGCUGCAGCUGAUGAUGUACAAUAAUAUGUACAGGAUUAUGUUCGACAGAAGAUUUGAAAGUGAAGAUGACCCCUUGUUUGUGAAGCUCAAGGCUUUGAACGGGGAGAGGAGUAGAUUGGCGCAGAGUUUUGAGUACAACUAUGGUGAUUUCAUCCCCAUUUUGAGACCUUUCUUGAGAGGGUAUCUCAAGAUAUGCAAGGAGGUUAAGCAGAAGAGGCUGCAGCUGUUCAAGGAGUACUUUGUUGAUGAGAGAAAGAAGCUUGCAAGCACAAAGGCGAUGAGCAAUGAUAGCCUAAAAUGUGCGAUUGAUCACAUUCUUGAAGCCCAACAGAAGGGGGAGAUCAAUGAGGACAACGUCCUUUACAUAGUUGAGAACAUCAAUGUUGCUGCGAUUGAAACAACUCUUUGGUCGAUCGAGUGGGGCAUUGCGGAACUAGUUAACCACCCCGAGAUCCAGAAGAAGCUCCGCGAUGAGAUCGACACUGUGGUCGGCCCAGGAGUACCAUUGACAGAGCCUGACACCCACAAGCUUCCAUACCUUCAGGCAGUGAUAAAAGAAACGCUUCGCUUAAGGAUGGCCAUUCCUCUUCUGGUGCCCCACAUGAACCUCCACGACGCCAAGCUCAGCGGCUACGAUAUCCCUGCUGAGAGCAAGAUCUUGGUGAACGCUUGGUGGCUGGCUAACGACCCUGCCCACUGGAAGAAUCCCGAAGAGUUCCGGCCAGAGAGAUUCUUGGAAGAGGAGUCGAGUGUUGAAGCCAAUGGAAACGACUUCAGGUACCUUCCCUUUGGCGUUGGCCGGAGGAGCUGCCCCGGAAUCAUUCUUGCUUUGCCGAUUCUUGGCAUCACUUUGGGCCGCCUAGUGCAGAACUUUGAGCUGCUGCCGCCUCCGGGGCAGUCGAAGCUUGACACGACCGAGAAGGGUGGGCAGUUCAGUCUGCACAUUUUGAAGCACUCCACCAUUGUUUUAAAGCCAAGAUCUUUGUGAAAAUACUCGCACAUUUGUUGAUAGUAAUGGGGAUUGAAAGAGAUGUAUUACUGUUUUUAUGUGUGGCUGAAUCCUCGGAUUUUCUUCCAGGAUCAUCUCUCUUUUUUUUUUUGGUCUCUUGAUCUGUUUUAUAUGAAAUUAAAGCCAAUGAAGUUGAGUAAUCUGUUCAAAUAUUAA